Messenger RNA from Thalassophryne amazonica, 1615 nucleotides. RefSeq names its product calcium channel, voltage-dependent, gamma subunit 3b (gene cacng3b). The transcript is spliced from 4 exons. Gene Ontology annotation, molecular function: voltage-gated calcium channel activity; channel regulator activity. Gene Ontology annotation, biological process: calcium ion transport; neurotransmitter receptor transport, postsynaptic endosome to lysosome; neurotransmitter receptor internalization. Gene Ontology annotation, cellular component: postsynaptic density membrane; AMPA glutamate receptor complex. Lineage: Eukaryota; Metazoa; Chordata; Actinopteri; Batrachoidiformes; Batrachoididae. The record is from RefSeq and is a predicted model, not a curated record. The coding region runs from base 64 to 1020 and encodes 318 amino acids.
GCGCGCCGUGGAAGGAAUUAAAAAGGAGGAAGAUCAAAGAGAAGAGGGGAGCGAGCCGCCUGUAUGAAGAUGCUGAUGUGUGACCGUGGCGUCCAGAUGCUCGUGACGACGGUGGGGGCGUUCGCCGCCUUCAGCCUCAUGACCAUCGCCGUGGGUACCGACUACUGGCUGUACUCGCGCGGAGUGUGCCGCGUAAAGAGCAGCGGCGACAACGACACGAGCCGCAAGAACGAGGAGGUGAUGACGCACUCCGGCCUGUGGCGGACCUGCUGUCUGGAAGGAACAUUCAGAGGUGUUUGUAAGAAGAUCGACCACUUCCCAGAUGAUGCCGACUAUGAAGCAGACGCUGCUGAAUAUCUUCUCCGUGCUGUGCGUGCCACGAGUAUCUUCCCCAUCAUGAGUGUGGGCCUACUGUUUCUGGGGGGGCUCUGUGUGGCUGCAAGUGAAUUUUACCGAAGUCGGCACAACGUCAUCCUCAGUGCGGGAAUCUUCUUCGUCUCUGCAGGCCUCAGUAACAUCAUCGGCAUCAUUGUCUAUAUCUCAGCCAACUCAGGUGAUCCGGGCCAGAGUGACAGUAAGAAGUCCUACUCUUACGGCUGGUCCUUCUAUUUUGGUGCCCUCUCUUUUAUUAUGGCAGAAAUGGUGGGCGUGCUGGCUGUUCACAUGUUCAUCGAGAAACAUCGCAAACUACGAGCCAAAUCCCGCACAGAGCUCAUCAAAAAGUCGGCUUUCAGUCGUAUCCCUUCCUACCGCUACCGUUUCAGGCGUCGCUCCAGCGUGCGUUCAUCUGAGGCUCACAGCCGUGAUGCCUCUCCACUGGGAAAAGGUGGCUAUACGGGGCCCGCCGCUUCUGAAAUGCCUAUGUACACGCUGAACCCACGUGAGGCAGGUAAUACUGGCACCAAACCAGGUGGCGGUGUCAUGGGAGGGCUGCUUAACUCUGAAAGGGAGUUCCUUCAGAGCAGCACCCUCACUAAGGACUACAACAAGGACCCGAACCGCAGGACCACACCUGUCUGAGAGGUGCUGGGUGGAGAUUUCACACAAAUAGAGAGGUUGUUGGCGACAGAAAAUACAGGGGGGAGUGUGAGGAAAAAUGGGGUAAGGGGUGUGGAGGACACACACAAGUGUUUGAUAAACCUUGACUGUGAACUGUGAACUUGUAGCCUUUGAACUGUGAAUCCUGAGCCGUGUCAGAAGUUGAAUGUGUGUAGCAUGUUUGUUUUGAUGGGAAAGUUGUUCCUAACGCCACAUUAACCACAUAUCACUGUAGUUUUACCUGUAACUCUCUGGCACACUGUUCAAUUUAUGUUCAUAUGUUUUAUGUACAUAAAUUGAAUUUACUGCUUUUUAAAGGGGAAACGGGAUUUACCUUUUAAACAAGAUGGUUCAAAGCAUAUCGUAAGCGGUUUCCUGUUUGGGGCAACUUCUCUGUUUGGGGCAACUUCUCCUACAUGAUAUAAAACAAUUUAAGGAGAAGCAGACAGGAGUAAGAAACUAACUUUUGGUAUUGCCAUCGAUGGGAAACUGGAUCUGUUCUGGUUUGCAAACCUACUUUGGAACCAUUUGCAGCACUUUAACCAAAAACAAACUGAUUUGGAACCUGUAUCUAAAA